AUGUCGUCCGAUGGCAAGGAGGCUCAGAAUGACGACGUCGUCGCCGUUGACCUAAACGGUGAUGGAGACAACAAGGGCGGGAACGCAGCUGAUCGCGCGGAUAUGUACCGUAUGGGGAAGAUACAGGAAUUGAGAAGAAACUUUCGAUUCCUGUCUAUAUUUGGCUUUUCCAUGAUACUCAUGGCGUCGUGGGAAUUUUCCUUGAGCGUUGCUACCAUUGGCCUUGUAAACGGCGGCACCGCCGGCUUCAUCUGGAUGUUCUUCGUUUGUUGGAUGGGAUUUCUCUUGGUGAACACGACAAUGGCCGAGAUGGCUUCGAUGGCACCUACUUCUGGAGGGCAAUAUCACUGGGUAUCGGAAUUCGCGCCGCCGCAGCAUCAGAAAUUUAUCAGCUACCUGAUGGGGUGGAUGUGUGUUCUUGGCUGGCAGACGUCGUGUGCAUCUUCUUCAUUCAUUGCCGGCACUCAGAUCCAAGGUCUCGCCAUUCUCAACUACCCCGACUAUGUCCCAAAACCAUGGCACGGUACGCUACUCACCGUGGCUGUUGCCUCCUUCUCGGUCUUCUUCAACACUGUCCUUGCAAGAAAGCUGCCAUUGAUCGAUGCCCUGAUUCUCGUCAUUCACAUCUUUGCCUUCUUUGGCAUCUUGGUCACGCUCUGGGUUCUUUCGCCCACGGCAAACGCCAGGGCUGUCUUCACCAACUUCAGCGAUGGCGGAGGUUGGGGCAGCUUGGGAGGGUCAACCCUUGUGGGAGUUCUUGCAGGCAUCCUGCCACUGCUGGGAGCGGACGCUGCUGUGCACAUGUCCGAGGAGCUGCGCGAUGCUAGUCGUACACUACCUCGCGCCAUGAUCUCGACCACUAUCUUCAACGGCGCAUUCGGAUGGAUCAUGGUCAUCACCUUUGCUUUCUGCAUAGGUGACCUGGAAGAGGUCAUUUCGUCUCCGACCGGCUAUCCCUUCAUGCAAGUAUUCUACAACACAACCAAGUCAGCGAGCAGUGCUACCGCUAUGUCGGUCUUCAUCGUGGCGAUGUCGGUCUUUUCCAAUCUGACCAUGGUAGCCACGGCGUCGCGCCAGCUUUUCGCAUUCGCUCGAGAUCAUGCGCUUCCAUUCAGUCCCUGGUUCUCAAACAUAAGAGCAGGGUGGGACGUCCCCUUCAACGCAAUCCUGACAACCUUUCUGUUUUCAGCCCUGCUCUCACUUAUCAACAUCGGCUCAGCUGUUGCCUUGAACUCCAUUACUUCGUUGGCAACAACAUCGCUUCUCUCCAGCUACAUUGUGUCGACAGGCUGCAUGAUAUGGCGACGUUGGACAGAGCGUUCACUUCUGCCGUCCAGAUUUAGCCUUGGUCGAUGGGGCCUUGUUGUUAACAUUGCCUCUGAGGCCUUCCUCGUCGUCAUCUUCGUCCUGGCAUUCAUGCCAGGUAAUCCCAACCCAACGCCGGCCGAAAUGAAUUGGAACAUUGUAAUUUAUGGCGGCGUCACCUUGUUCUCUUUGGCAUACUACUAUCUUCGAGGAAGUCAACGAUAUAAAGGCCCAGUGGCCUAUGUGAGAAAUCUUUCAUGUUGA
Trichoderma reesei QM6a is the source of this 1569-nucleotide messenger RNA. RefSeq names its product amino acid transporter. Gene Ontology annotation, cellular component: membrane. The record is from RefSeq and is a predicted model, not a curated record. Gene Ontology annotation, molecular function: transmembrane transporter activity. Bases 1 to 1569 code for a protein of 522 amino acids. The transcript has 4 exons. Gene Ontology annotation, biological process: transmembrane transport. Lineage: Eukaryota; Fungi; Ascomycota; Sordariomycetes; Hypocreales; Hypocreaceae.